AUGUCUACACUGAUCGCCACCCAGAAACAUGGUAGUCCAACGCUCUUGUUCUCCAGUGGAAGCACUCGGGCGAGAAGUCUUCGGGCUACACGCGUGCAAAGGCAGACGUCCGCAAAUCUUUCAAACUGUGCUGGAGACACGGACAACGGCCUUGUUUCGCGCAGAGGUCGUUUCGGUGACUACGAACGAGAACCAUUUACGAUCUUGUUUUUUGGGCGCGACGCGUUCUCAUGCAAGAUUUUCAAACACGUCUACGAAGCAAGGGACAUCUGGCAUAGCUUGCAGAUAGCUACGAACCCCGAUGUGAAGACUGGCCGAAAUGGGUCUCGGUUGGAUAUUUCACCGCUGAAAACACUCGGAAGGACCCUUGGAAUUCCUGUACAUAUCAUCCCAAAAGAGAAGGCAGCGUUUAGACGUUGGCUUCCCCCUCGGCCGUUUACACCAUCAAAUCCGAACACGACUACCGAUGCAUUCGAACCUCCCCGGUCUCAUGUCCUCGUGACAGCAUCAUUUGGCCGUAUCCUACCUUCCUCAAUUCUUAGCCUGUUUCCAGAGUCUCAACGUCUCAACGUACAUCCGAGUUUACUUCCUGCAUAUCGUGGACCUGCACCCAUACAACGGGCGUUGAUGGCAGCGGAGAGACAAACAGGUGUCUGCGUAAUACAGAUGGGUGAAGUGAGCCGACGGGAGGGUAAGACAGUUGAUCAAGGCGGAAUUUGGGCAGUGGAGAGAAUGGCCAUAGGAGAUGAUGCAACUUUCACCGAUAUGCAAAACAAUCUUGCUGAGAAGGGGGGGAAAUGUUUGGUACAAGUACUUCGCGACAUGCUGAGGGGAAAGGUGUGUCUCUACGUCUUCCUGUUUUGUCACCUAGCGAACGUCAUCAAGGCACAUUGCAUUCCUCAGGCUCCGCUGGGCGCAGAGACUCAUGCACCAGCUAUAACAGCGGCCGACUCCACCAUCAAUUUUGAGGCACAAACAGCAGAUGUCAUUGCACGCCUUGAACGAGCUAUCGGACACCAGCGUGCUUUGUCAAUCCCUCUUGCACUCCCUGGGGGACGCUCAGUCUCAAUUGCCGGUUUGUGCGCCAUUCCCCCCGGCUCUCCGCUCACGCCUCAGAUGGGCAAUGCGCGCCCAGGCAGGGCCAGGUACUCGUCGACAGCCAAACAGCUCUUAGUAGCCUGCGCAGGAGGGAGUCUGUUGAGUGUGGAUAGGUUGCAAACACAAGACCGCGCUGUGCUGACAGCCAGAGAGUGGUGGAACGGAUUGAAGGGCAUGGGGUUGGUCAAGGAUGGGACUUUCACAUUUGGAUAUCCCCUGGAGGAUUCGAUGUGA
Molecule: messenger RNA, 1332 nt
Organism: Pisolithus orientalis
Lineage: Eukaryota; Fungi; Basidiomycota; Agaricomycetes; Boletales; Pisolithaceae
Product: formyl transferase
Exons: 5
Coding region: 1-1332 (443 amino acids)
Biological process (GO): conversion of methionyl-tRNA to N-formyl-methionyl-tRNA; biosynthetic process
Cellular component (GO): mitochondrion
Molecular function (GO): methionyl-tRNA formyltransferase activity
Source: RefSeq, a predicted model, not a curated record